This is a messenger RNA of Phlebotomus argentipes, 1874 nucleotides long. Its product is annotated as protein krueppel. NCBI's taxonomy places the organism in Eukaryota, Metazoa, Arthropoda, Insecta, Diptera, Psychodidae. The record is from RefSeq and is a predicted model, not a curated record. The coding region runs from base 1 to 1371 and encodes 456 amino acids. The transcript has 2 exons. Gene Ontology annotation, molecular function: DNA-binding transcription factor activity; RNA polymerase II cis-regulatory region sequence-specific DNA binding. Gene Ontology annotation, biological process: regulation of transcription by RNA polymerase II.
AUGGCUUUGUCGCUGCUUCAGGAGGCGCAGGCAGCAAGAGGCUUGGCAGCGGCCAGGGCGUUGAGUGGUGGCCUGAAGCACGAGGACGAGCGCAACCUAUCGCCGCCAAUCAGCAACAACAACACCGCCUCCAUGUAUUCCAGCCUCAUUCCCACCACGGCGUCCGCCAUGAGCAUGCUGGCGCCACACUUCCUGGCCAAUCAGACCGCCGCCGCGGCUCUGCUGGGCAUCCCGAUGUCCAGCCUGGCUUCCGCCUCGCCCUUCUUCCAGACUCAUCCGCUCUUCAGCGCCUGGAGCCAAUCGCCGCCGGCGGGCGGCAGUCCGCCGCCAACUUCCCCCUUGUCGCCGGCGCUCAGUGUCAAAAGCGCCACGAAGAAGUUCACGAACAACAAUCACAUAGUUUCAACAACGACAGCGGAUUUGGGGCGGAAAAGUGCGCCGCGGCGACGACAGAUUAGCGUGCGAAAGGACAUAAUUUCGUCACCAAUGGACACUGCCGAGGCGCCAAUUUCGCCGCCAACGUCCGGCUCAUCGCCACAGUCGACGGGGUCUGGAGAGCAUCCGCCGGCGCUCACGUCCAGCACGAAGGACCCCACGAGAGACAAGGUGUUCACGUGCAAGACGUGCAAGCGCUCCUUCGGCUACAAGCACGUGCUGCAGAAUCACGAGCGGACCCACACGGGCGAGAAGCCGUUCGAGUGUCCGGAAUGCAAGAAGCGCUUCACGCGUGAUCACCAUCUGAAGACGCACAUGCGGCUGCACACGGGCGAGAAGCCGUACAAGUGUGAAGAGUGCGACAGGCGCUUCGUGCAAGUGGCCAAUCUGCGCCGCCACUUGCGAGUGCACACCGGCGAGCGGCCGUACCCGUGUGAGCACUGCGAAUCACGCUUCUCAGACUCCAAUCAGCUCAAGGCGCACAUGCUGCUGCACAAGGGCAAGAAGCCCUACAAGUGCGAAGUGUGCCACAACAGGUUCCGCCGGCCGCAUCACUUGAACUCGCACAAGUGCAGCCUCACGAGCCCGCCAACGCCAGUGCUGAGCCCCGCCGCGUCGGACAACAAGUCCGCCUCGUCGGACGACAGCGCGCCACCGUUCCACGACGAUGCGCUGGACGGCGAGCGGCGGCACCGCAAGAGCCGCGACAUCCGCCAGAUUAUCCGGCUGCCGCCGCAAUUCAUCCACCUGCAGCCCGAGCAAACGGAGCCCGAAGACCUCAGCAUGCACUCGCCUCGGUCGUCGCCGCCAUCGCCGCCCGCUUCCCACGAUGACGAUCUCGAUGAGCUCGAUGACGCCGCGGCGCUGUGCAUCAGGCGACACAACAUCGCCACGUCUUCACCGCGGCUGCCGACCAGCCUCGACUCACUCUACUAAAAAUACGGGUAAAUUGAGCUACAGACACAAAGCUUAGCUAAAAGGCAGAGAAUAUAUUUAGACUCUCUGCGUGUGAAGGUUGAUUCAACAGUUGCACGAUUGCUGUCAAACCGAAUGGCUUUGAUGGGUUAAUAAUCAGAAUACUCCUCAGUAUAUUGAUCACCUCGUUGCGCAGAGAGCCACAAAAUAGGGAUCCACUAUAUAUAUUUUAUCAUGGAAAUAAUUGAAUCAAAGAAAAACUGGCAGGGAUUAAUCACUAACACUGAACAAAUAAUUUAAAAAGAAAUAUAGAAAUCUAAAAGAAUAUCUGUGUAAUUAACCAAAAAAAAACAAGAAGUAUAAAGAGAAGAAAAUAUUGUGGAAAAUUAUAGAUAAUCUAGGAAAUAGGCAGAGUAUAGAUGUAGUGACUAAUGAUAUUCAGUUUGAACAAGAGAAAUAUAAAACUCUAUAUUUAAAGAUGGAUAAAUAUUUAAAAGGAAUAAUGACUUUUUUCGUUUCGUUAU